AUGUUCUUCUCGUCGCCCACCUCCAACAUUACUCCAGCCAUGACAUCGGUGGCUAUGUCGCGUUCAGACUCGCGUGACUCCACCACGUCCAACACCUACUCGUACGCGCCUACUUCUGCCUACACGGCACUGGUGUGCGCGUCACCCACUUCGGCGUGGCCCAGUUCUCAAGCACUGGCACGAACAGACAGCACCGCAUCCAACUCAACCUCUUCAUCACAAACACAGUCCAUCGCCAUGCGCCGCGACAGCAGCAAUUCAACCUGGAUGCCUAGUCCCUACCGAUCAUGCAUGUCAUCGUUCGGCGCUGAGCCCAACUCAUACCUCUCCGACGAUGACUUGCUCUGUCCUGCCGAAGACCUCAGCCUGCCGGUGGAGACCAUCCCGGCACUGGCACCCAAGAAGGAGCUGACCACCGAGGAGCAAAUCGCCUUCCUCCGAGAACUCCAAGAGAAAGAGGCUGCGUCCAACCUCCCCCAGGCAGCAGCUCACUAUGCACGGGAUGCCGACGCAAAGCGCAGAGUCGUGCGCUUCGCCAACCCGGACAGCAAUAGCGCCAGCAAGUCUCGACGACCCAGCGCCAGCGCGCUCAAGAGACGUCAGACCAUGCAACGACGUGGCACCAGCUGUUUGAACGGCCCUCAAUGA
Fonsecaea nubica is the source of this 648-nucleotide messenger RNA. RefSeq lists its product as hypothetical. Bases 1 to 648 code for a protein of 215 amino acids. The record is from RefSeq and is a predicted model, not a curated record. The transcript has a single exon. Lineage: Eukaryota; Fungi; Ascomycota; Eurotiomycetes; Chaetothyriales; Herpotrichiellaceae.